AUGGCAAUAAAUAGAUCAGACUCUGUCUCGUCAUUCAGCACUGCUGGAUCAUCAAUGUUCACAGAUGCCCAAUCUCGAUUUGUUGACGCUGUGUCAAACGACAUGUCGAGCACAGAAAAACAAGUGGAAAAACAAGUGGUAAAACUAGAUACACAACAACCACAAGAAGAAAUCGAAGGAGUUGCUUCUAAUAGCGAAGUUGCAAAUCAACAAGGCACCGAGGACAAACAAUUGGAGGCCACAGAGGGAGAAAUUGGUGAUGGAACAGCACCGGUGAGAACAGAACAACCAAGUGAAGUCAAACCACCAACCACACGAUUAACCAAGGAGGAAAAGAUCAAGAGAUUAGUGGAAGAACGUAAACAGACGCUGCCAGAGAAAGAGAGUGACUGCCAUCAAUACUUCUUUUCGAAUAACCUCAUCAGCGUUCUUGAUCUCCCUAGUAUAACAGAUGUAUGCUGUAACCUAUUUUCAGUCUGUUGUAACAGCACUGUCAGUGCAGGAACAAACACGGCUAAAGCCAACAUUAAAUAG
Messenger RNA from Pichia kudriavzevii, 534 nucleotides. RefSeq lists its product as uncharacterized. The record is from RefSeq and is a predicted model, not a curated record. The coding region runs from base 1 to 534 and encodes 177 amino acids. NCBI's taxonomy places the organism in Eukaryota, Fungi, Ascomycota, Pichiomycetes, Pichiales, Pichiaceae. The transcript has a single exon.